This is a messenger RNA of Eruca vesicaria subsp. sativa (arugula), 1603 nucleotides long. The record is from the annotation of a GenBank genome assembly. NCBI's taxonomy places the organism in Eukaryota, Viridiplantae, Streptophyta, Magnoliopsida, Brassicales, Brassicaceae.
CAGUAACCACCCAUUUGAUCAAGGCAUUGUUUUAAAACUUAUAGAUUAGCUCACGAAUCAUUCUCCUAACACAUUUCCCGCCCUAUGGAUCUUAUCAAACAACAACCAUUCAGAACCUGCCACGUGGUGGCAAUGCCUUGGCCCGGAAGAGGCCACAUCAACCCCAUGACGAACUUCUGCAAACGCCUCCUCCUCCGUGACCCUAACCUCAUCGUCACCUUUGUCCUCACGGAAGAAUGGCUCGGCUUCAUCGGAUCAGACCCGAAACCCGACCGGAUCAGCUUCGCCACUCUCCCAAACCUCAUCCCCUCGGAGCUCGUCCGCGCCAACGACUUCACGGGCUUCAUCGACGCCAUCUACACCAAACUAGAGAAGCCGUUCGAGAUGUUACUCGACAGCCUCAGCUCUCCGCCUCCCACAGUAAUCAUCUCCGACACGUUCGUGGUGUGGGCAGUUCGUGUCGGCACACGGAGAAAUAUUCCGGUAGCUUCUUUCUGGACUGAGUCAGCCACGAUUCUCUCCCUCUUCGUUCACUCCGAUCUUCUCGCAGCUCACGGCCAUUUUCCGACCGAACCGUCAGAGUCGAAAGAAGACGAAGUUGUUGAUUACAUUCCCGGUUUAUCUCCGACACGACUCCGUGACUUGCCGGAGAUCUACCACGGCUUCAGCCACGAAGUGUUCAAUAAGUUCAAGCCGUGUUUCGAUGAGCUCUCCAAAGCUAAGUAUCUUCUCUUCCCUUCUGCUUACGAGCUGGAACCAAAAGCGGUUGACUUUUUCACUUCCAAGUUUGACUUCCCGGUUUACACCACCGGUCCGUUGAUACCAUUCGACGAACUCUCUGACGUCAGCGAACCUGAAUACAUUAAAUGGCUUGAUGGGCAACCCGAAAGCUCUGUUCUUUAUAUAUCCCAAGGGAGUUUUCUUUCGGUCUCGGAAGCUGAGAUGGAGGAGAUAGUGGGAGGAGUUAGAGAGAGUGGAGUCCCGUUUCUUUGGGUGGCGCGUGGAGGAGAGUUAAAGAUGAAGAAGGCUCUUGAAGGUAGCGCGGGUGUUGUCGUGAGCUGGUGUGAUCAGCUGCGUGUGUUGUGUCAUGCAGCUGUAGGUGGGUUUUGGACACAUUGUGGGUUUAACUCGACGUUGGAAGGGAUAUACUCUGGAGUGCCGAUGCUGACGUUUCCGUUGUUUUGGGAUCAGUUUUUGAAUGCUAAGAUGAUUGUUGAGGAUUGGAGGGUGGGGAUGAGUGUCAAGAGUAAUAAGAAGACGGAGUUUGUAAAGAGAGAGGAGAUAAAGGAAUUGGUGAAGAGGUUUAUGGAUGGAGAGAGUGAAGAAGGGAAAGAGAUGAGAAGAAGGGUUUGUGAUCUUAGUGAGAUUUGUCAUGGAUCGGUUUCAAAGACUGGUUCUUCUGAUGUUAAUAUUGACUCUUUCUUGAAAGAUAUUACCAAGAUCGUGUGAUUUUUCUGUUGUUGCUUUUAAGUUAUGAUCUAUUGAGAAUUUGAGUUGCUAAAAAAAAAGAUCUAUGAGAAUAUGUAUAAGUUUGCAUGUAAAGACUAAAACUUUGCAGAGAUAUGUAUUAAAUUUUGUAUGUAUCAUUUGGUAGACCCUUGAU